Messenger RNA from Morchella sextelata, 1368 nucleotides. RefSeq lists its product as uncharacterized. Gene Ontology annotation, cellular component: fungal-type vacuole membrane. The coding region runs from base 1 to 1368 and encodes 455 amino acids. Gene Ontology annotation, biological process: calcium ion transmembrane transport; intracellular calcium ion homeostasis. The record is from RefSeq and is a predicted model, not a curated record. Gene Ontology annotation, molecular function: calcium:proton antiporter activity. The transcript is spliced from 4 exons. NCBI's taxonomy places the organism in Eukaryota, Fungi, Ascomycota, Pezizomycetes, Pezizales, Morchellaceae.
AUGUCGAACUACUCCCAUCACCAGUCUCAAAACCGCCCCGGUAAUUUCUAUUCAGACCCUAUGCCGCCGCAGACGGACGAGUACGGAGACCUCCCUGGUUCCUCUUCCCGGCGGGCCCCAAGGUCUAAAGAGCAAGUCGCUGCCAUCCCUGACCCAGAGCUCGAGCGCACGAAGCGCCGUGGAUUCCACCCGAUUCAGGCCUUGUCUAUUGCUGCGAAAAGUGGUUGUUUCCUCGGGGCGUGCACGAACGUUUUAUGGCCCUUUGUCCCUAUUGGGUUGGCUCUUCAUUUCGUGAGGCCAGAGUGGCAUUUGUGGGUAUUUAUAACGAAUUAUGUUGCCAUGAUUCCCACGGCAAAUCUAUUGGCAUUUUCUAGUGCGGGGUUGGCACGAAAGAUUCCCAGGGUCUUGGGAGUAGUAAUACAAGUGACGGUUGCAUCAGUAGUUGAGAUAAUACUGUGCAUCCUAUUGUUAUUCAAGGGCCAAUACAAGGUGAUCCAGGCUGCACUUCUUGGGUCUAUGCUAGCAAAUCUGUUGCUGUGUACGGGACUCUGUUUUGUCGUUGGUGGGAUCAGGACAAAGGCACAAGAGUUUGGAGAUGUGCUUGCAGAGACUGGAGGAGGGUUAUUACUGCUAUCUGUUGCGGCAUUGACGCUGCCAGCAGCGUUCUAUGAAGGCCUUAGUGGACUAAAUAGGACAACAGCUGCAGACCUGACGGAUAGGAUCUUGAGUGUUUCGAGAUACAUGUCAAUUUUGUUAUUUGCUGCUUACGCUCUAUACCUUUUCUUCCAACUCCACACACACCAUCAUCUAUUCGACCACGACCUCUACCAUGCAGACCAGGCCAACAAGGACCGACGUGACAAUGUAAACCGUGCUAAACUCACUAUCACCGAGUCUUUGCUCUUCGUUCUCUUUUCUCUGACUCUCGUCUGCCUCCACUCUAUCUUCAUGGUUGAGCAAAUCCAUUGGAUCGUAAGCAACCGUCACGUAAGCGAUGCGUUCAUGGGUCUCAUCCUCGUACCCCUCGUCGAAAAGGCUGCAGAGCAUCUCAGCGCUGUUGACGAGGCCUGGGAUAAUGCGAUGGAUUUCGCACUAUCCCAUAUCCUAGGCAGCACUAUACAGACAGCACUGCUUGUGGCGCCAAUUGUCGUCGUUGUUGGGUGGAUUGCGGGUAGGCCGAUGGAUCUGAAUUUUGAGGUGUUUAUGGUUGUAAUAUUGGUGUUUUCGGUGUUGGUGGUGGGUAACUUUAUCAAAGAUGGGAAGAGUAAUUAUCUGGAGGGGGCGUUGUGUUGUAUUUUUUACCUCAUGAUUUCGGUGACUACUUGGUACUAUCCGAACCCACUAGAACUCGAAAGUGGUGGCGAGUAG